GGGUGUCGGUCAGCAGUGUGAUCUUACCUUGACGCUGAUGUGGACUUUGUGAGUGUGUUGUCCUUUAUCCUGCAGCGUGUUGGUGACACAGACCGUCUGUAGUGCGCCAUCUGGCUGCUCCUCGCCGCCCGCCCAAUUGCCACCACCAAACUUCGCCUCCAGCCAGUCUGACAGGAUCCUGAAGACAACAGACAUUCAAUGAGAAGAAAUUCAAUUCAAUCUUAACGGAAAUCAAAACGUCUGCUGUUACCGUCGGAGACCUGCUGUGACACCGAAGCGCAGCUGCUUACCUGUCCGCCAGGCUGGCUACACUCUCGUGGUCGCUAGGCAAGAGGAGAACAGCCUUCCAGAAGAUUCGGUCAGAGGUGGCGGUCUCCUUGAUGGCCUCAUCUAAAACUUCGUGGAUGAUCUCAGAGCAGAUGGAGAAGCUGAACUGAACCAGGAAGGCCUCGUGCUCCUGCCUCCUCCUGGCACCGACAGACAUGGAAAAAGAAACGUGGCAGCAUUUCCAUAUUCCUGCCACUCCUUUGUCUCAGAAGAGCAGCUGUAGAUCAUCAUCACCCUGCUGCAUGUUGUCACUGGACAUAUUUGAACUUUGGCUGCAGAGGACACAACAUCUGGUGGAGGAACUCAUUCAGGGGGUCUGGCAGCUUUUACAGGUUUCACUCUGAAGAAUGGAAGGUCUCUACAUUAACAGCAGCUCACAGGACCAAAGCUACGAUUACAGCAACACCACCUCCAACUACCAGAAUUUCAGCAGCACCACCUCCAACUACCCGGAUUACGACGAGUUCUAUGAGUAUCUCAAAAAACUUGAUUUUAUCUUAAAUGUGGUCACAUACAUAAUCGUUGCUGUCGGCCUUCCUCUGACCCUGGUGGCCAUCUAUGCUCUUUAUUCUAUGGUGAGAAGUGAUCAUGUUGCUCCCAUCUACGUCAUCAACCUUCUCAUUACCGACAUCCUUCAGGUCUGCUGCAUGAUCGUUUGGGUGGCACCAAAUGUGGAUUGGAAUAUGAUCUCUGAAAUCUUCUCAUUUACUUACCUCCCUGCUGUGUUUGCCAGUGUUUACUUCAUGGUCUGCAUCGCCCUGGAAAGGUAUUUGGCCAUCGCCCACCCGCUGUGGUACCGCUGCAGACGAACCAUCAAGACCUCUGUGGUGCUCUGUGUCCUGGUCUGGGUCCUUUCUGCUGUCUGUGUCGUCUCUUUCUAUUUCAUUGAUCGUGUGGUCAGAUACAUACUCGCUGCCGUCGUCCUCCUCCCUCCCUUCCCUCUGUUAAUAUUCUCCCUGGUUGGGACCCUCAAAGCCCUGUCUGCUUCCAUCUCGGUCCCCACUGAUGAAAAACGACGAAUUGUGGGAAGUUUGGUUCUGGUGCUGCUUAUUUACACGCUGCUGUUCCUGCCCAGCAUCAUUUUGUUGCUGGUAGAAAACUAUGACCCGACCCUCUACUUCCUGUCUACCAUCUUCGUUAGGUUGAGUCCUCUUGCAGACUUGUUCCUGUAUGUGUUCAUGAGGAAAGGGUUCAUAGACAAGCUUUUGGCCUCUGUGUGUUGCCGCAGAAUGGACAGCAAUGAUAUCAGCAGUCCAUCAGUAUGAAUGAUGAAAACAUUUCCACAGUCAGCUUCAUGUAGGCAGAGAAAGAGGGAGAGAGAGAAAGGGGAGGAAACAGGAGGAGAAAUGGAGGCCAAUAGAAAGGAUAGAGACGAGACAGAUCCUGUCAUCUACUGAGACCAUUUCCAAUAAGACACCUAACUGUAGAGAACAGGAAGCACUGUUUGGACUCUGCUGUGGGAGAAGUGGCUGCUGGGAAAUGUUUUGGUCAACUUGCUCUGGUUCACUGUGAUGGCUUCAACACAUGGAAAUAAAAUGUGUUUUAUUAGUUGAUGUUGUCAUUAUUCUCCUUUAAUCCCAGAAGCACAGCAGAUAUUAUUUUAGAUGAACUGAGCUCAUUCUAGCCGCCUCGCUGUCUUCUUCCUAAAUCUUUAUUUGGACUGUUGUUUGGAUGUUUAACACAGGGAGAGCAUCUCAACACGUCUUUAGCACUUUGUACUUUUUAAGUGUAAUUUCUGCUGUUUUAGUGGUAGGCAUGCUGCUGUUUAGG
Micropterus dolomieu (smallmouth bass) is the source of this 2097-nucleotide messenger RNA. Its product is annotated as G-protein coupled receptor 4-like. Gene Ontology annotation, biological process: phospholipase C-activating G protein-coupled receptor signaling pathway; positive regulation of Rho protein signal transduction. Lineage: Eukaryota; Metazoa; Chordata; Actinopteri; Centrarchiformes; Centrarchidae. Gene Ontology annotation, molecular function: G protein-coupled receptor activity. Bases 675 to 1592 code for a protein of 305 amino acids. The record is from RefSeq and is a predicted model, not a curated record. Gene Ontology annotation, cellular component: membrane. The transcript is spliced from 6 exons.